UACCUCUUUAAAACUCCUUUCCUCUAAUCACUUCGACUUGUCGGUCUCUCUCUCUCUCUCUCUCUCUCUCAAAGUUCUAUACUUUUCAACACCCACAGAAUUUUCUUACAAUUUUUUUCACCCACUGACUAUACCUUACAUUGUAUCACACAUACAAAGACUAUACAAUUUUGUGGGUCCAAGGCCAGCCACCAUUUUCGUCCAAUUUGACAAUGUGCUACUGGGUUUCAUCCAACAAACCCUUCACCAACUACAUCCUCUCACAUGAGCCUGGAUUUGCCUGAGACUCUCUUUUGGGUUUUUGGAUUAUUCUGGGUUCAGUGAAAUUGAGCUUAUUCAUGGCUGUCAAGGGUGCACCCACUUGGAGUUAUGCUAAAACGCCUUGUUCUCAUCCAGGCAUCUCAGAUUUGGGCUCAACUCGUUCUGGGUUGGCUUUCAAUUUGAGUUUCCGCAAAUGGGAAUGUUGUUGUUUGGGUGUUGCUUCGGCUCAGAGAGCUAUCACUCCGGUUGAAGAUGAAAAGCCAAACUUGACCGGAGCCGAGUCUUCAGGGGCAAUUCAACGGAUUGAGGACAAUGAGUCCAGUGGAUUUCACAAGGAUAUGAACCUUCUUCCUAAACCAUUGACAGCAAAUGACCUUUCUUCUCCUAGUGAUGGUUCAAAAGUGAGAGUUGCUUACCAGGGGUUACCGGGGGCAUAUAGUGAGGACGCUGCACUAAAAGCUUAUCCGAAGUGUGAGACCGUCCCAUGUGACCAGUUUGAAGCUGCGUUUAAGGCAGUUGAACUUUGGUUAGUGGAUAAAGCAGUUCUUCCCAUUGAGAAUUCUGUUGGUGGAAGCAUCCACCGUAAUUAUGACUUACUCCUUCGCCAUAGAUUGCACAUAGUUGGAGAGGUACAAUUGCAAGUGAACCAUUGUCUUUUGGGAUUACCUGGUGUAACAAAAGAGGAACUAAAACGGGUUUUAAGCCAUCCUCAGGCUCUUGCUCAAUGUGAGAUGACGCUAAGCAGUUUGGGAAUCGUCAGAAUCAAUGCUGAUGACUCUGCUCUGGCUGCGCAGAUGGUGGCCUCAACUGGCCUAAGAAAUACGGGUGCGGUUGCAAGUGCUCGAGCUGCAAAAAUCUAUGGGCUUGACAUUCUUGCAGAAAAAAUUCAAGAUGAUGACGAUAAUAUUACUCGCUUUCUGAUACUUGCUAGAGAACCAAUAAUUCCAGGGACUGAUAGGCCAUAUAAGACGAGUGUUGUUUUCACUCUUGAAGAAGGUCCUGGUGUACUAUUCAAAGCCUUAGCAGUGUUUGCUCUUAGGGGAAUUAACUUGACAAAGAUAGAGAGUCGCCCACAGAGACAACGUCCAUUAAGGGUUGUAGAUGAUUCCAAUGAAGGGAGUGCCAAGUAUUUCGACUACCUCUUUUACAUUGAUUUUGAAGCUUCUAUGGCAGAGCCCCGUGCCCAAUAUGCUUUGGGACAUCUGCAGGAAUUUGCAAGAUUUCUCCGUGUCCUUGGUAGCUACCCAAUGGACACAAUUCCAUAGAAGUUAUAGUUUCUUGGGCGCAAUUUAGUAUUUCUUUUGGAUUGCCAGCCAUGCAACACAGAUCAAGCUUCAAUGUGUAUAUAUCUGAUAUCGUGGGUGCUGAAGCCGGAUAAGAAUACCUUUGUCUCUCAAUGAGGCUCUUCCAAUGAGGAGAAAGUUCCUCUCAAAGCUUCAUGUUUCUUUCAUUUUGAACUCUCUAUCAUUCUUUCUUAUCCUCCAAACGGGGGUGUUUACUGUUUCUGGAAUGUCAUGAUAUGUUGAUAUAAACAGAGGGAGGCACAAGCUUAACCUUGAUGGAUGUGUGUAGGUGUAGCCAUGCAUAAAAGUUUCGGUUCUGCUUUUUAGGUCCCCUCCCCACCCCACCCAAACCAAGUACAUGUGUAAACAAUAGGCAUGAUACAUGAAAGACUCAAAUUUGUGUGUUACGACAGUCUACUAUGCUUUCUGCUUUGU
Prunus mume (Japanese apricot) is the source of this 1979-nucleotide messenger RNA. RefSeq names its product arogenate dehydratase 1 (gene ADT1). Gene Ontology annotation, molecular function: arogenate dehydratase activity; prephenate dehydratase activity. Gene Ontology annotation, biological process: L-phenylalanine biosynthetic process. Gene Ontology annotation, cellular component: chloroplast; cytoplasm. The record is from RefSeq and is a predicted model, not a curated record. NCBI's taxonomy places the organism in Eukaryota, Viridiplantae, Streptophyta, Magnoliopsida, Rosales, Rosaceae.